Daphnia pulex (common water flea) is the source of this 1544-nucleotide messenger RNA. RefSeq lists its product as uncharacterized. The transcript has 8 exons. Lineage: Eukaryota; Metazoa; Arthropoda; Branchiopoda; Diplostraca; Daphniidae. Gene Ontology annotation, cellular component: membrane. Bases 164 to 1213 code for a protein of 349 amino acids. The record is from RefSeq and is a predicted model, not a curated record.
UAUCGUCACUAUACUUCUUAUCUUAUAUAGAUCCUUAUCGUCAAACCAGUUCACAUUUGAUCCUUCGUGAUUACCCAAGAGUCGAUCUAGUUGGCAUUUACCUCAAAAGUAGAAAAUUCAACCAUAGGCUAAAAUAUUUUUCGAGUUCUAUCAGAACAAAAUCAUGGACGGUCCACAAGAAGAGCUAGCAGUUAAUGUCGAUUUGCCAAAUUCCAGCGAAACAAACAACAAUCAGGAAGGAAGCACUACAAGGCGCGUGUCUGAUGCUCCCCCCAUUCAUUCAAGCCCAAGUCGAAACAGUCGGCAACAUCGACAUCGCCGACACCGACAUCCUCAUCACCGUCGACGACGACAUGGUGUCCGAUCUGGGGACCUCAGAUUUGAAAAAACGUUACUUCACUUCAGUGCAGCCCACAUUUUGCUUGGCAUAGUCUGCGUCCUCCUCCAGAUGGUGCAAUUUACAAAUCACUCGAUUUUGUCGGAAGCUCAACCAGGUUUAUGGUGUGGUACCUUCUUUGUCAUUACGGGUUCGGUGUGUCUCGGCUUGGCAAAAACAAAAGGACUAUACAGUACGGUGACCAUGCUGUGCUUUUGCCUUGUGUCCCUAUUCAUGGCAUUGACUCUGGCUUCAUUGAGUUGGUUGGGAUCCCAAGCUGCUCUUUGUUGUGAAGAUUUUUGGGAAUACAACUGCGAAGAUGAUUACAUCAACGGUCUACCUACAUUUAAUAAUACAAAGACUACAUCAACGAUGACGACAGCCAGCGAAUUUCAAACUACUACGCCAUUUGUUCAACUGACUUCCUCGACGGCGAACACUUCCAAUUCGUGUUAUGGACCUAUUGAAAACGGCCCUUCUUGCGAAAAUAUUAGACACGGAUACUGCGGUUACGAUAUUCAAUUAGGACGUACGCUACAUCUGUUGCUACUGGUUUCCGGAGUAAUCGGAGCGACCACAAGCUUUGUUUUGUCGACCCUGGCGUGCAGUCGGCCAAAUAGAGAAACUGCAGGAAUCCGCCCGCGAUUGUCGUCUAUCUUUGUAGUGGGUGGUGACAACUUGCCAACAGGUGGAAGACCGAUUACGGCUUGGGAAUUUCCACCUCCAACAAAAGACACUGAGCUUGCCAAUACACCAGGGAUUGAAGAACAAUAUCCAGACGAACCACCACCACCGUAUGUAGAACAAGAUAAUGCCGAUCUACAGUGUCACCUGUAAGGAGGUUCAUAAUUUGGACUGUGCUACGCCAAAUCAACGCAAGUCUGUCAACUUUGAUUUGUCUCUAUAGUCCUUCUUACACUCGUACAGUUAAGACCAUUUGACCAUGUAUAGUUACCGUGCUGUUAAAAAUUAAAAGAUGUCAUACCUUUAAAUCACCCUAACAAUAUAAAUAUACCUUCGGAAAUUCCAAUGUUAGAAGCCGUCUUUUCCCAAUUUCCAAUUCAAAUUUUGUUUUGUACUAUAUAUACUUUGUACAUUGCGACAAUAUGUAGAAGCACAGGCCGGAUUUUCCCUUCGAUAAUACACGAAACUCUGUUCAAGUCUUGAA